GCAAAAAAUAUCACAUAUAUGCAUUGGAAAACAAAGCAUUUUUCUUUAGUUUCAUCAUUCUUUUCUUUCUUUUGGUUCUAAAGCUCCAAAUCCUCUGUUCUUUUCAAUAAUCCAUAUGGGUAAUUUGGGUCAUCAACAACUGCACAUUUCUUUCUUCCCCUUCAUGGCUCAUGGCCACGUGAUACCAACAGUAGACAUGGCAAAGCUAUUUGCUUUUCGAGGCCAUAAAACAACAAUAAUCACUACUCCUGCAAAUGAACCUCUCAUCUCCAAAACAAUCCAACGAACAAAAGAUUUGGGUUUCGAUAUCAAUAUUCAAAUCCUCAAAUUCCCUUCAGUUGAAGCCGGACUACCAGAAGGUUGUGAAAAUUUAGAUUCUGUUAUUUCAUAUGAUAAUAGUCAAGACAUUAUGGACAGAUUUUGGUUAGCCACUGCUAAGCUUGAAGAACCCCUUGAAAAGCUCCUUCAAGAAUUCAAACCUAAUUGUCUUGUGGCUGAUAUGUUCUUUCCUUGGGCUACUGAUGCUGCUGCCAAAUCUGGAAUUCCAAGAUUAGUGUUUCAUGGCACUAGUUUCUUUUCUUUGUGCGCCGGGGAAUCUAUUAGGCUAUAUGAGCCACACAAAAAAGUUUUAUCAGAUUCAGAGCCGUUUGUCAUUCCAAAUCUUCCAGGAGAAAUAAAGAUAACAAGAAAACAACUCCCCGUGUUUUUUAGAGAAGAAGCUGAAAAUAAUUUUACUAAGAUGAUUAAAGCAUCUAAAGAGUCAGAGUUGAAGAGCUUUGGAGUAGUUGUAAACAGUUUCUACGAGCUUGAGCAAGCUUAUGCUGAUCACUACAGAAAUGUUCUGGGGAGAAAAGCAUGGCAUAUAGGCCCAGUAUCAUUAUGCAAUAGAGGAAUGGAAGACAAAGCACAAAGAGGAAAAGAAGCUUCCAUUGAUGAACAUGAGUGUUUGAAAUGGUUAAAUUCCAAGAAGUCGAAUUCUGUUAUUUACAUAUGUUUUGGAAGUGUAUCUAGUUUCACUGACUCUCAACUUAAGGAAAUUGCAAUAGCUCUAGAAGCUUGUGGACAAAAUUUCAUUUGGGUAGUGAGGAGAAACCAGAAUAGUGAAAGAAAUGAACAAGAAUGGUUGCCAGAAGGAUAUGAGAAGAGAAUGGAAGGGAAAGGACUUAUCAUAAGAGGUUGGGCGCCACAAAUGUUGAUUCUUGAACAUGAAGCAACAGGAGGAUUUGUGACUCAUUGUGGAUGGAAUUCUACACUUGAAGGCGUGAGUGCAGGGAAGCCAAUGGUAACAUGGCCUGUGUCAGCUGAGCAAUUCUAUAAUGAGAAAUUAGUGACUGAAGUUCUGAAAAUUGGGAUUGGUGUUGGUGCCAAGGAAUGGGUUAGGUUGCAUGGGGAUUAUGUUAAAAGUGAAGCUAUAGAGAAGGCAAUUAGUAGAGUUAUGGAAGGUGAAGAAGCAGAGGAGAUGAGAAGCAGAGCAAGGAAGCUUGGAGAGAUGGCAAGACAAGCUGUUGAAGAAGGUGGAUCUUCUUGCUCUGAUUUCAAUACUUUAAUUCAAGAGUUGAGCUGUUAUCAUCAAUUAUCCUAACAUAAUUGAUGGGCAUAUUUUAGUUUUCCAUUUUCUUACUUCAGUUUCAGUUUCUCUCUUUUUAAGUUUUGUAUCUUCUCAAAAACUGUUUGGUUUUCAUUGGAUCUUCCAUCCUAUCUUCGUAAUGCAUAUCUUUCUUA
This is a messenger RNA of Jatropha curcas, 1722 nucleotides long. RefSeq names its product scopoletin glucosyltransferase. The record is from RefSeq and is a predicted model, not a curated record. Gene Ontology annotation, molecular function: UDP-glucosyltransferase activity. Lineage: Eukaryota; Viridiplantae; Streptophyta; Magnoliopsida; Malpighiales; Euphorbiaceae.